Messenger RNA from Pteropus alecto (black flying fox), 2091 nucleotides. RefSeq names its product ethanolamine kinase 2 (gene ETNK2). NCBI's taxonomy places the organism in Eukaryota, Metazoa, Chordata, Mammalia, Chiroptera, Pteropodidae. The transcript has 7 exons. Gene Ontology annotation, molecular function: ethanolamine kinase activity. The record is from RefSeq and is a predicted model, not a curated record. Gene Ontology annotation, biological process: phosphatidylethanolamine biosynthetic process. Gene Ontology annotation, cellular component: cytoplasm. The coding region runs from base 27 to 980 and encodes 317 amino acids.
CGCCCGGCCCUCAGUGCUCAUGGGGCAUGGAGGAGAGGGCGGCAGCUGGCGCGGGCUGCCGGGAGCCGCCUGGCCCCCUGCGGGCCGCCGCCGUCCCGUGCUUCGGCAUCUUUGUGCACCAGGACGACAUCCUGCCAGGCGCCCUGCGCCUUAUCCAGGAGCUGCGGCCGCAUUGGAAACCGGAGCAAGUUCAGACCAAGCGCUUCACUGAUGGUAUCACCAACAAGCUGGUGGCCUGCUACGUGGAGGAAGACAUGCGGGACUGUGUGCUGGUUCGGGUGUACGGGGAGCGGACGGAGCUGCUGGUGGACCGGGAGAAUGAAGUCAGGAACUUCCAGCUGCUGCGAGCACACGGUUGCGCCCCGAAACUCUACUGUACCUUCCAGAACGGGCUUUGCUAUGAAUACAUGCGAGGCGUGGCCCUGGGGCCUGAGCACAUCCGUGAGCCCCGGCUCUUCAGCCUUUCUACAGAUGUCCCUAAGAUAGAGGUGUUGGAACGGGAGCUGGCCUGGCUGAAGGAGCACCUGUCCCAAUUGGACUCCCCUGUCGUAUUUUGUCACAAUGAUCUGCUCUGCAAGAACAUCAUCUAUGACAGCACCAAAGGUCACGUGCGGUUCAUUGACUAUGAAUACGCUGGCUACAACUACCAAGCUUUCGACAUUGGCAACCAUUUCAAUGAGUUUGCAGGUGUGAAUGAAGUCAAUUACUGCCGGUACCCGGUACGGGAGACCCAGCUGCAAUGGCUGCGCUACUACCUACAGGCACAAAAGGGGAUGGCCGUGACCUCCAGGGAGGUGGAGAGGCUCUACGUACAAGUCAACAAGUUUGCCCUGGCAUCUCACUUUUUCUGGGCACUCUGGGCCCUCAUCCAGAACCAGUUUUCUACCAUCGACUUUGAUUUCCUCAGGUACGCGGUGAUCCGAUUCAACCAGUACUUCAAGGUGAAGCCUCAAGUGUCGGCCUUGGAGAUGCCAAAGUGACCAGCUUCCCCAUUCCUCCCCUCCCCAUCUGCCUGGCAGGCCAGUUCUCCAGGGGUUGGUUCUGCUCUGGGGUCCACACCCUUUGACAAGGUGGGAGAGGGGACAGGUGGGUGUCCAAGAAGACUCCACCCCUGCUACCAGCCCCAAGUAGGUGCUGCUGUGACCACAUUCUCUUGUUUCGAGAGGCUGAUGGACCCAGCUCUGGGGGUCCCCUUUACCUGGCCAGACUUGGGGGAAAGUGCCUGUAGCCAGCCAGGGACCAGACCACAACCACCCUUGGGAAGCCCAGUGUUCCCAGUGUUCCCAGUGCCAGGCCAGACCGGAAUCUGGGCUGCCUUAGAUGUGUCGCUUGACCUUCUUGGCUUGGGGAGAAGGGAAGGUGGGAGGGCUCCUUUCUACCUCCAGCGCCCUGAGCCUCCAGCCCAUCAGCCAACAGGCCCCACGUGAGAGGUGCUGAGCCCAAACCAGCAUCAUGCCAACUCUGACAGAUGGAUGUAUGUAUCUUGGGGCGGCAGGCGGGGCGCAUCUAGAAUUGGGUUCAUUAGCCCCCCAGCAGCUGCCUCAUCUGAGAUCUCUCUUUCUCCAAGCAAGAUCCAAUCAAAUAGCCCCUUCCCAACCUGAGCCUGAGGACUUGUGCUCCCUUCCUGUGCCCUUUCUGCUCUGUGCUUGUGUCUGUCUCUCUGCAGCCUGCUGGGAGGGAAGGCAAGGGAGUGGUGAUGUCCUGGGCCUCCAGAGCUGGGCUCUUUCAAGCUAUGGCUUGAUGGAGGGGACAACAGCCAGCAGCCUCCUGCCUUGUUCCUUCCCCCUGCCUUCCAGGCCCUCACUUCCAAGGAUCUGUCUCUCCAUGUUCACCUUCUGUCUUGACGUUGACCCAAGGUCUCCAUACUUAGGAAUGACGAGCGGGAGUCAAGGGGCAGGGGCCGGAAACCUCCAGGGCUCGCCUGGCAUGCGAGAGCCUGGCUAGAAUCCCCCGAAGUGCUCACUGAGCUCAUUGCCCCUGAUUCCCAAGGGCCUCCACCUCCUUUCUACCCUUACAGCCUCUGGGGCCCAUAAAGUGAUUCAUUUGUAACUUAUCUUGAUUUUCUGCAUUAAAAUGGCCAUUUCUGGACCA